AUGUCCUCCUCCUCCUCCAGCUUGUCCGCAUCGGACAUCCAACCUCAAGCCCUCUCCUCUCUCUUCACUUCUCUCAAUCAGGCGUGGAUACGAGCGACAUCGAGCGGAACGGUAGUGCGACCCUCGAGCACAUUGGUGCUGUUGCCCGACGGAAGGCGAGCGCCAUCAGAAGCAGGGGACGGGGCUGGCGAAGUCGGGAAGCUCGGCGUGAACUGGAGAAUACGUUGCGUACCUUCGCUCGGGCAGAAGGCGCGAGCAAAAGCUCAAGCCCAGGCUCAGGCGCAGGCGGAAGGUGCAAGCAGCGCCGCCUCCACGACGGUAGAAAGUGACGUCUUUGCGCCACCUUAUGAUGCAAAUCUCUUUGUCUGGUCCGACGAAUCCCACGUCGUCCUGCUCAACAAGUACGCUCUGGUCGCCAGACACUUCUUGCUGGUGCCAAAGCAAUUCGCUUCGCAAAACUUGCCGCCGACGCCUGGCAUGCUGGCUUUGAGCUACCAAAUCUUGCGUCAAGAUGCGCAGUCACACACGAUGCUCUCCUCCCAUUUCCCUUCCACUUCCACUUCCACUUGCACACUGACUCCCGAGGAGAGUGAGCGAGAAGAGGAUGGUGAAUUGUUCGCAUUUUAUAAUUGUGGACAUUUGAGCGGAGCUAGCCAAAGGAGAAGUCAUGUGCAAUUCUUGCGCAGCGGACUCGAGGGCCAAGAGGAGCUUGGAGAGCGGGGAGAAGGCAGAGUUCCCAUCGAGAGGCUGCUGAGUCUCUGUGUGGAGGAGCAUCAAGGCAAGGAUGGUGAGCUUGUGUGUGCAGGCGCAAGCAUCGUCAAUCCCACUGAUCCUUGACAUCUUUACUCGAUAUAGACACGGUAUUUGCUCUUCCACUGCCUUAUCAGCACUUUGUAGCUCUUCUAACUCCUCCUUCAUCCUCUCAAAGCGGCGCGCUCCAAUCGUACCUGAUGCGAAAACUCUUUGGUCUGCUAGAAGCCAUGCAGCAAGCCCGCUUUGCAACUCUCGAUCAACAAAUCUCUUCCUCCAACGCUACCUUUUCUCCUUCGCAAUCAGGAGCGACCCAAAAUGGACCACCGAGCUACAACCUCUUGAUGACGACUAGAGCUAUGCACCUCAUUCCUCGCAGCAAGGAAGUUUUCGAGCUCAAAGUGGAAGAAGAUGGGAAAGAGCAUCAGGCGGAAUUGAGCAUCAAUUCCAUGGGUGAGUUCUGGUCGGCGCUGGGCUCGAUGUGCGGCGAGUAGGUUGGUACAGUGCUGCUUGGACGACUAGCUGGGCGCUGGGCGCUCGCGUGCAGAUUUCGUGCUGCUUCCCAUCUCGCGGCAUCUCAAGCCUGCCAGCAUCGUGAACGAUGCAAGCUUCAGAGACCGAACAACGAGCCUUUGCUAAUGAAUACCUCGCCUUCCCCCUCCCCGUCGCUCUUACCGUAUGGGUCUCCAAAGCAUACGCGGGCCAUCUGCUCGCGAAAAAUCGAGCGGAGCUCUUGGCGCUGCAAAGCUUGCCCGGAGGUGCUUUGCAAGUCCUGAGCAGCACAGGCAUCGCCGGCGUCAAGGACGUCACGACGGCGCUUGCUGAAGAGGGCACGCUCGCCACAAAGGAAAUAAACGAUGGCAGGGACUUGGCGCGCGGGGGUGGAAACGUUUGA
This is a messenger RNA of Ceraceosorus bombacis, 1645 nucleotides long. NCBI's taxonomy places the organism in Eukaryota, Fungi, Basidiomycota, Exobasidiomycetes, Ceraceosorales, Ceraceosoraceae. The record is from the annotation of a GenBank genome assembly.